Messenger RNA from Wallemia ichthyophaga EXF-994, 657 nucleotides. Its product is annotated as Cardiolipin synthase. Gene Ontology annotation, biological process: cardiolipin biosynthetic process. Gene Ontology annotation, molecular function: cardiolipin synthase activity. Gene Ontology annotation, cellular component: mitochondrion; membrane. The record is from RefSeq and is a predicted model, not a curated record. The coding region runs from base 1 to 657 and encodes 218 amino acids. The transcript has 6 exons. Lineage: Eukaryota; Fungi; Basidiomycota; Wallemiomycetes; Wallemiales; Wallemiaceae.
AUGUUGAGGAGAUUUGGGUGUUUAAAUUUAAUUGGAAAUACUAGAAUUACUCCGCUUUCUAAACGCUCAACACGCUUUACGCGGUUUUAUUCGAAUUCACCCGAUACACACGACAGACACGACAGACAUGAGAACAUCUGGACAAUCCCAAACGCUUUAACUGCAUCGAGAAUACUCAGCUGCAUCCCAUUGGGCUAUUCUAUAUGCAACCACGAUUACCACACUGCCACUGCUAUCCUCCUCUACGCAGGCGUAUCAGAUGGUGUUGAUGGCUUCUUAGCAAGGAGAUACAACAUGGGUACCGUCCUUGGGAGUAUUUUAGAUCCUGCUGCUGAUAAGGCUUUAAUGACAACUCUCACUUGCACUCUCACCUACGCCGGAAUGAUACCUUUCCCUUUAGCAUUCAUUAUACUUGGAAGAGAUAUCGGGUUGAGUCUGUCAGCGUUUUACAUACGCUAUGCAUCAUUACCAGAGCCAAAAACAUUGAGCAGAUAUUGGGAUUUUAGUAUUCCAUCAGCUCAAGUAAAUCCAACCAAUAUCAGCAAGUACAACACCUUCUUACAACUCAUCCUCAUGGGCACAACCACUGUUAGUCCACUCAUCGGAUACGAUAUAAGUCUACUCCUCCAGGCCAUCCAGUGGACUUACGCUAUAUAA